This is a messenger RNA of Aspergillus terreus NIH2624, 423 nucleotides long. RefSeq lists its product as uncharacterized. The coding region runs from base 1 to 423 and encodes 140 amino acids. NCBI's taxonomy places the organism in Eukaryota, Fungi, Ascomycota, Eurotiomycetes, Eurotiales, Aspergillaceae. The transcript has 4 exons. The record is from RefSeq and is a predicted model, not a curated record.
AUGACACUUGUGCGGAUAUCGCGAAGGAGUAUUCCAUCUCUCAAGCGCAAUUCUACGCCUGGAAUCCCGCCGUGGGAGGUCCUUGUUGACAACUCCCGCCAUGCAGCCGAUUGUACCGACCUCGAUGUCGAAGACGCGUACUGUGUCAAGCCCCCCACCACUAUCAGCACGGUGACUACUUCCUCGACUUCUAGCGCGGUGACCUCGACUGGGACAACGAUCACUCCGCCGGGUCCUACACAGGCGGGCAUUCCAGCGAACUGUGACGCAUAUGCAUUGACCCAGCCCGAUGACGGGUGUCAGGCAUUUGCCGACCGGAACAAGAUCACACUGGAGAAUCUUUACAACUGGAACCCAUUUCUCAACAAUGACUGCGAGAACUUCUGGGCCGAGGAGGCCUACUGCAUCGGCGUCUCAUCUUGA